CUAAAAUACGUACUGGGAAUUUAUUAAAGUACUUAAAUACUUAAGGUGGUGGUCGCUAUACAUCGGUCUCCGAAUUUUUUAUCUCCUGAAAAAACAGUUUUAAUGAACUGGCCGUGCUAAAUUUAAUCCCAGUAAACAAAACUAACACGAAAUAGAGUCUUAAGAUGGCAGCGAGCAAUAAAUCUGACCCUCAAUCCCAAGAGGAAGAGAUAUUAGCACGACCCAUCAAACAUGUUUCACAGCCUGGAUCAGAAACGCUGAACCUCUGGAAACGAUCCAUCCAUUCUUAUAAUUUUUGGAUCAAGUGUCCCAAAGACGCGCAAAAAAUUUUUGCUGAUUUUUCAGAUACUGCAUAUGAUAUUUUUAUUGUGGUAGAUGAUCUCGAGGACGAAACUAAGCUUCGUAGAGGAAUUUCUUCAGCUCACGAGGUUUAUGGAGUUCCGCUGACAGUGCAAGCUGUAGUAUAUAUGGCUUGUAAAUUGUCUCAUAUUCUAACACCUCAUUUAGAAAAGAUGAAACAUGUCGCCGUUGAUCAUUUUAUUCAGAUGGGUAUUCAGUCCUUCACUGGACAAGGACUAGAAAUAUACUUCAGAGACAUCCAAAAAUGUCCUACCUUUGACGAUUACAGAACUAUCGUUAGAGGGAAAUCUUCCCAUCCUGUGAUGUGGGGAAUCCAGUUGUUAAAACUACUCGCCAAAAAAGAGACAACUGAAUUUAAUUUUGACGUAGUUGAUAAAUUAUGUUAUUUUCUUCAGAUAUACAACGACUAUAUAAACUUGCACAACACUAAGUACGCAACUGUUCGCGUUUUUUGCGAUGAUCUAGAUGAGGGAAAAUUUAGCUACCCCAUAAUUCAUGCCAUUCGGAGUCAUCCCAACGAUCGUCGCCUUUUGGAUCUGUUGAAAAAAAGACCACUGGACAUGGAAACUAAGAAACUUUUUGUAAACAUAAUGGACAGCUUCGGAAGUUUCGAGUAUACUCGAAACGCUCUCGAAGAUCUAAAAAAUGAAAUUCGCGCUGAUUUGGAAAAAACGAAAGUGGAAAAAAAUCCACUCAUCGAACGAAUUUUCCAUGAUGUGUUUAGCAGUUUGGACAACGAAAUUUAUUUUGACGGUCUAUUCCGAGUUCGAUGGUUAAACACUUUUGGAGACGUCAUAUGAAAAAUAUAAAAGUCAUCCCACUUAUGAAAAUUCAUGAAAAUUCGAAAAUCCCAAGGUUACCCUUGUCAGUCUUCCAAUUUAUGUUUUUAACUUUGCAUUUCAUUAAAUAAUUUGAAGGUUUGUUUAAAAAAAAUUUAAAAAUGUGUGUAAAUUAACCUCAUUUGAUAGAUAGGCGACUGAUAAUUAAAAAAAAACACAAUUUUUGGAGGGGUAUUAACUUCUUUGUUGCAGUUAACAUUAGCCAAUUUGAUUUAUAAGGCUGGUUUGUCUUCAGUCAGAAAAGUUUUACUAGGUAAAUAUCGACUGAGCAUACACUAUUUCAUAACGGAUAUUGGAAAGUAACGAUAGGGAGAAUAAUUUGACAACAUACUUCUAAUUGAACGCUUAUAUAUAAAUCUAUAAACGCAUUGUUUAUUUCAAAAUAUUUGUAAACUAAUUUUAUGAACUAUUACGAAUGUACAUAUUAUACUAAUUUUUACAAUAUCAUAACAAAUGUGUUUAUUAAUUAUUAUUAAUAUAUGCAUUUAUAUCUUGUUACCAAAAGGUAUACCAGUCAUGACACACUUUUAGCAUAGCAAACAUAACAAAAAACUACAAAGUUGUCAGCAGUUCAUUUUAAAAUCUAGUAAAAACCUAAUUAUAAAUCAUAAAACAAAUGUUAUAUACUAUCUAUGUACAAAACGACAUGAAAAAAAAAUCAGGUUCUAGAAGGCCGUGAUUAAUAUCAACUCUAUAUCUGUGACAUUAGAUAUGCCUAUAUCACAACCUCCCUUGAUCAGAUUUUUUUUAUCAUAUAGAACACAUUUAAAUAAAUAUUUUCACCCACAA
Molecule: messenger RNA, 1988 nt
Organism: Zophobas morio
Lineage: Eukaryota; Metazoa; Arthropoda; Insecta; Coleoptera; Tenebrionidae
Product: terpene synthase-like
Exons: 8
Coding region: 165-1160 (331 amino acids)
Biological process (GO): isoprenoid biosynthetic process
Molecular function (GO): prenyltransferase activity
Source: RefSeq, a predicted model, not a curated record